AUGCCCACGCCAACUCAACCAGGCUCCACUCAACCAGGACUAACGAAAUCCUACAGCGCCGCCGUGCAACAACAAACCACCCCGUCGGCUCCAGUCUCGGCAGCGCUAAUACGCGCAGUAACCAGAGAACGUCAAAUUCUAUUCGACCCUGCACCAGGGAAAAUCCUAUUCGCCCCCGACAUCAGCCCAGCAGAAAUAGCGACUAAGAUGAACACAGCGUUCUCAGUGGUACAGACAGACGACUCUCCUUCCACCCAAGUCAAGGCCACAAUCAAACUACGCAACAGAGGCCUCAUAGUGGAAUUAACCUCUACAGCAGCAGCAAACUGGAUCCGCCUCCCAGAAAAUCGACUCAGGAUCAUCGAGGCACUUAAUAUACCGGCAUCAAUCAAGGAACGACGAUUCUCCAUCAUCGUACCAUUCUUGCAAACCUCUUCCGAAAUAGAAGACCCUGACUGGCUACGCCUUGUAGAAGAGGAAAACGACCUCAGCAAAGGCGCAAUAGAAUCAGCACAAUGGAUAAAACCAAGGCUAAGACGUGCACCUAACCAAAGGGUCGCUCACGCUAUCCUCCAUUUUACAGACUCAAAUGCAGCCAACGUUGCUUUGCGAGACGGUCUUUACAUCAACAAAGAAAAACUCCACCCCCGCAAGGAUAAAAAGGAACCCGUGCGAUGCGUCAAAUGUCAAUUAUGGGGCCACAUAGCCAGAGAUUGCAACGCACCUCGCGACACGUGCGGAACAUGC
This is a messenger RNA of Suillus clintonianus, 747 nucleotides long. RefSeq lists its product as uncharacterized. Gene Ontology annotation, molecular function: zinc ion binding; nucleic acid binding. The record is from RefSeq and is a predicted model, not a curated record. The annotation marks the transcript as partial. Lineage: Eukaryota; Fungi; Basidiomycota; Agaricomycetes; Boletales; Suillaceae. The transcript has a single exon.